Paramecium pentaurelia is the source of this 1523-nucleotide messenger RNA. The record is from the annotation of a GenBank genome assembly. Lineage: Eukaryota; Ciliophora; Oligohymenophorea; Peniculida; Parameciidae.
AUGUCUGAAUCACCAUUAAUCACUCCAUUAUUACAACAAUAUCAAGUAGAAUUGUAGGCAAAGUUGAAUGAAUGUUUUGAAAACAAUGAAGUCAAGGGAAUACUCCAUUUAAUAGAUUAAUUAGGACAAGAUAUAAAGGAUGAGCCACAACUUUAAGAUCUACUAAAUCUACCAUUAUUGAGGAAAUUAAUGAAGCAUCUCUCAUCCACUAAUCCUUAAUAAGUAAGAAGUUCUAUCAUUAUAUUGGAUGCAAUAAUGCAACGAAAAAUAAUAGCAAAUAGACUUCUUCAUCAAAGAGGUGCAGAAAGAACCAUGGUGGAUCUAGCUAAUAGUUUAUUGAACUUAUAAUAAUAAUUGCGGCAUACUUCUUUAGAAUUACAUAUUGAUGAUCUCCUAAUUGGUUUAUAAGUCAAAUAUGUUGAAAAGAAAUAGUCAGACUUAAGUAUAUUGAAAUUGGCCUUAAAAUAAUUCCAAGAUAACAAUAGUCUUUUCAUUAAACAAUUGCAAAUAAUCUUAUCUUCUUGUGAAAGCAUAAUAGAUUAAUAUUAUCUAUUUGGAGGUCCUCUGUAAGAACUAAUUUAUGAAUAUCUUUUGAUGAUAAGGUAGAUGGAAGAAAAAUAAUAGGUUAACUUUUUGACUCAAGUUUUAGGCAUAUAUGAAAGGUACAUAUUAGAUGUACAAUAUACUAUAUAAGAAAUGCAAUAAAGAACUUACUAUAUAAAAAUAGAGAAAUAAAUGAUUUUGCAUUAGAUAUCUAACAUGUAUAAAAGUUGUGCUCAACUCUUAAAUAUGAUUUUAGUAUUGCCAGAAGAAAUUGGACUAUAAAAGAGAAUCUAUCUUAUGAUAAAAGUCUUAUAUAGAUACAUUCCAGAUUUGAGAAUAGCUUUAAUGGGACCAUUAUAAUUGGUGAUGCGUAAUCUUUCUUUGUUUUUACAAAAAGAUGCUUAAGAAUACAAAGAAAUAACUAUAUUUUUGUAUUAAAUUAUUCAUUCAUCAGAUUAUGAUGAAAAAUUUAAGUAAUCUCUUCUUGAUGAUGAUGAUCUUGCAUAUCUGAGAGAAAAUAAGUAAAUUAUCAUAUUAUAUUCAAUAGAUAUUUCUCUGUUAAAGCUCUGAGUUAUGUAGAUGAAUCUUAAAGUGUUCCAUCUUUGAGAAACUUAAAUAUUCAAGCAGCUUUCCCUUGUUAUACUAUAAUUUAAGCAGCAUCUAUAUAUUGUUAUUCAUUUAUGGUUGAUAAACCAAAUUCAUUAAUAUUUUGGAGUUUUAGAACAUUAGAUUAUGAUGUAUCAUUUGGAUUAUUCAAAUUAUAAACAAUUGAAGAUUUAGGAAUUAUAGAUUAUGUGAAUGAAAGAAAUGGAGUUAAAUCAUUGAUCAAAUUAUAAAGGAUUGAAUCUCACAAGUAACCAAUAAUUGGAGUCACAGUUAUAUCCAAUCCAGGACUUUAUAGAAUUAUAUUUGAUAAUAGUUAUAGUUAUCUUAGGUCCAAAUAGUUAUUUUAUAGUAUACAUUUGCUAGAAACUAAAUGA